Salvia miltiorrhiza (redroot sage) is the source of this 1102-nucleotide messenger RNA. Its product is annotated as thiamine phosphate phosphatase-like protein. The transcript is spliced from 4 exons. Bases 128 to 880 code for a protein of 250 amino acids. Gene Ontology annotation, molecular function: phosphatase activity. Lineage: Eukaryota; Viridiplantae; Streptophyta; Magnoliopsida; Lamiales; Lamiaceae. The record is from RefSeq and is a predicted model, not a curated record.
AAGUCGUUAUUAUCACAUGCUUUCCACGUGGCUCCGUUACCACAAGAAGAACAAAGACGCUGAAAUGAAGAAGACAAUCAAUCGGCUCAGCUGCUGAAACGAGCUUAGAGAGAGAGGUCCGGCUGAAAUGGCCGGGAAAAUGGUGAUUAUAUUUGAUUUUGAUAGAACGCUGAUCGAAGACGACAGCGACAGAUGGGUCUAUACCAAGAUGGGUCUCACCCAAUUGUUCCGCGACCUGCGCCCCACAUUACCUUGGAAUUCUCUCAUGGAUAGGCUAUUGGAGGAGCUGCACAUUAGAGGAAAAUCGGUAGAUGAUAUUGCUGAUUGUUUGAGAGGGAUGCCGUUGCAUCCUAGGGUUGUUUCAGUGAUUAAGUUAGCUCAUGCUCUCGGAUGUGACUUGAAGGUGGCAAGCGACUCAAAUCAGUUUUACAUCAAAACUAUUUUGGAACAUUAUGAUAUAUACAGCUGUUUCUCGGAGAUCAUCACGAAUCCUGCUGUUGUAGACAAAGGAAGGCUGAGGAUCUUUCCUUACCACGGUUCAGCUGCGCCACAUGGCUGCGAUCUCUGCCCAUCCAACUUAUGCAAGGGUCGUGUAAUCGAGCAGACCCAGGUUUCUUUAUCUGAAAGUGAAAGCAGAAGAUUAAUAUACAUUGGUGAUGGGAUGAAUGACUUCUGUCCGACUCUGAAACUUGCUGCCGAAGACUUUGUUUUGCCAAGAAAGGACUUCCCUUUAUUGAGCCGCAUUUUUAAAAACACUCAUCUUGUCAAAGCAAAGGUUUGUGAAUGGAACGACAGCGAAGAUCUGGCUAGGAUCCUCGGAAACCUUAUCGAGUGCAUGUCCAAUGAAGACAAGAUAAGUUCUUCAACCACUCAACUCUAGUAAUUUCUGUAUGCAUUCAAACUGUCAGCCAUCAAUGCAUCAUUCUAUCUUACUCUUGAGCUAGCCAAUUAUGCCUUGAAAUUAGCAGAUAUUUUUCUCGAGCAUUUCAUGAGACUAGUAGCUUUCAUUCUUGUACUUUGUAUACUGCAUUGGACUGGACAUACUAAAAUUUAGUUUCUGAAAUUGUAAAUAAAACCAAAGAUCCCCUUAAACCUUCUUUAA